Polychytrium aggregatum is the source of this 3343-nucleotide messenger RNA. RefSeq names its product male sterility protein-domain-containing protein. NCBI's taxonomy places the organism in Eukaryota, Fungi, Chytridiomycota, Chytridiomycetes, Polychytriales. Bases 78 to 3320 code for a protein of 1080 amino acids. The record is from RefSeq and is a predicted model, not a curated record. The transcript is spliced from 11 exons.
UUCGUCGCCGCUCUCCUGGCCUCGUCUGCACAUCGUCGAUUGCUGUUUCCUGUCUCUCCUCAUCCCACCUCUCCGCCAUGCUCAGAGCCUUCUCCUGCUGUUUCGGAGGACUCGCAACCCCACCCAAGGACCGAGAUGUCCCCCCGCAGACCCCUGUCUCCAAACAGCCAAAGUUCCCUCCACAGCCAAAUGCCUUUGGUCCCUGGUUCCAUCCCGUCGAGUGUCUCGUCAACACUGCCCGCGACGAGCCCGAUGCCCUCUUGAUUAAUACAUACGAGAACGGCGACUCGGAGCGCUUCAGCUAUCUCCAGGUGUGGAGAAGAGCUUACUUGAUCGCCCAGGCCCUCAAGGCGCUUCCUGGCUGGAGCGACGACGGCCACGACGUCAUCGGCACAUUCUGCGAGGCUGAAGCCAGCUGGGUGAUCUACUCCUUCGCCGUGUGGAUUCUGGGCAAGAAAACACUCAACUUUGCCCUCAACCUGCCUCCUGCAGCCCGCAAGGCCCUGUGCGAGAGACAUGCAAUCAAGUACAUUCUCUACCACCACACCAAGCCUGGUCGCAUCGAGGGUGUGACCCUGGUCGAUGCCGCCGCCUUCCCUGUGAUCGAAAACAUUCCAUCUCCGUCCCUCGAAGUCUGUGAGCCUCUCGAUGAGUUUGUGACCUUUCAGUGCACCUCCGGAACGACAGGCGUCCCCAAGUCAUACAAAUUUUCCUUCAAGGGUGCACUCACAAACAGAGAUGGCGGAGGCCCCAAAGGAAGAACCGCAGGACUCUGUCAGUUGCCUUCUUUCACCGCGACGCUUGUUCUCCUCCUGAUUACACUGAAUCUCGAUGGCUCCGUUUGGAUUCCUGAGCCCACGCCCAACACCGUCGACAAAGUCAAGAGCAUGAUCAGAAUGCUGGACGAUGGCGUAUCGUACCUCUACCUGACCCCUUCCUACAUGAAAGCGAUCAUAAAUGUGGCCCAGCUGCAGAAUCCCGAUGCCAAGUGGGAGAAAACCAAGACAAUUGCCUUGGGCUCGGAGUUGGUGCCUCCUAGUACCGUGAAUAGCACCAGACGUGUCUUCCCAAAUGCUGAAUUGGGACUCGUAUAUGGGUCGAGUGAAUCGCUGCUUGUGGGUGCACUUUCAGUUUUCCACCUCCCGGCCAACCAGAUCCUCAAAUCGGACAAGCUCGUCUACAAGCUUACCAAACCAGGUGUGAGAUGUCUCCUCUUUGAUGAGGACGGCAACAUUGUCGACCAGAAGGUCUCGAAGACUGGUGUGCUCGUCUUUGCCGUCGACAAGGACCAUCCCAUCAAGAACCACCCCAACUUUGUCAAUGCAAAUCCGAAUGACAAACUCUCACCCUUCGGCUUCCUUGAGGAUGGCUCACCUCGAAUCUGCAGCAUGGACUGGGUCGAGAUGGUUGGCGAGAACCAGUUCACUGUGGUUGGAAGAUUCGACCAGAAGAUCAAGGUCAACGGCGUCUAUGUCGACCUCAACGCCCUCGAGGAGCUGGCCAACGAAAACAUGUCCAAGAUCAUCUCGGACUGUGCCUUCAUCCAGACUUCCGAGAAGAAGAUCGUGAUGCUCUUUGUCCGCAGAAGGGGCUCUCAGGUCAACCCCACUCCUGCCGAGCUUCUGCAGCUGACCGAGGACAUGUUUGCGCUGACAAACGUCGCCAAGUUCCCGAUCCACAACUGCUUCGAGCUCGACGAGUUCCCCUUCAACGACUCGGGCAAGCGCGACCUCAAGAAGCUCAGGCGCAUCGCCGAGAAUGUCGAUCAGUUCGGCAAGUCGGUCGAGUACCCUCGUUUGAAACUCGCCAACACUCCCCUGUCCCGCACCGCCGCCAAGAUAUCCACACUUGGCAGCCAGAUCAUCGACAACCCCGCCCUCGACGGCCGCAACUACUACAUCGGCGGCGUCGGCUUUGACUCGCUGAGUGUCGGCCGUCUGUCCCUCGCCAUCAAGGACGAGUUCAAUGUCGAGAUCUCGCCACUUAUCCUCCUGUCGAACGGAAUGACACCGACUGAUGUCGCCCAGUUGGUUGUCGACAUCCUCGACGACAGACCGAUGAUUCCCCCGACCGUCCAUCUGGCUGCCGAGGCCGCCAAGCUCGACGAUGCGAGUGUGACGGCCGAGGGUCUUCCUCCGUUUGUCUAUCCCAAGGACCCUCGCGGCAUCGUCCUGACCGGUGCCACUGGCUUCCUCGGUGCCUUCCUGGUCUUUGAGCUGGCCCACAAGUUCCCUCGGGCCAAGAUCUACUGCCUGGUCCGAGCCCCGACCGAGCAGGUGGCUGUCGAGCGCAUCAUCAGCACGGCUCAGAAGCUGGUCCUCGAUCCGAGCCAGAGAGCCUUCCUUGACCACAACCUCAAGUCUCGACUCGUUGGACUGUGCGGCAACCUGUCGAAGAACAAGUGGGGACUCUCGGACGAGCGAUGGAAGGAGAUCAGCGAGGAGACCGACAUGAUUGUCCACAACGGCGCCGAGGUCCACUGGCUGUUUGACUAUGACAGACUCAAGGGACCCAAUGUCCUCGGCACUGCGACGGCCCUGAGACUGGCCACAACCCACCACCUGAAGCCGCUGCACUACAUCUCGACCAUCGGCACGAUCCCGAUGGCCAAGAAGGCAGACAAGCCGCUCGAGGAGAAGAUCUACUCGGCCUGGAACAUCUCUGGCGGGUAUUCGCAGACCAAGUGGGUCUCUGAGCAGCUGGUCAACAAGGCACGAUCGAGGGGAGUACCUGCGACGAUCAUUCGCCCAGCCGUCAUUGCUGGCGACAGCCAGUACGGAGUGUCCAACUCUGAUGACUACAUCUGGCGAUAUGUCAAGGGAUGCAUCCAACUUGGUGUUGCUCCCUCGCACGCCACUCUUGUCACGAUGACCAUGGAUCCCGUCGACCAUGUCGCCAAGGUGGUUGCCGAGAUUGCCGGCUCGGAGGAGGCCCUGUCCAAGUUUGUGUUCCACAUCAGCGACUCGGAGCACAGUGUCCUCACUGAGACCCGGCUGUUUGAGAUUGUCAGGAGCCAUGGCUGGCCGAUCCUGUUCGAGACCCGCGAGCAGUUCAAAGAGGCAUUCCACUCCCAUCCCGCCGUCGAGAGCAACGCCCUGUUCCCGCUCAUGCACAUCAUGAUGGACAUGUCCUUCAAGAUCGACAACGCCAACACCCGCUCGAUCUACCCGACUCCCUGUCCCUCGCUGGAGGGGGUUGUCGAGAAGUGUCUCAACUAUCUGCACCACGUUCGCUUCUUGGGCGAUCCCCUGGACCCGUCUUCGUCCUUCAAGAUCAAGUAUCCCGAGACCAGCGCGGUCACCCGCACCGGCCGCAACUGAGGUCCGAUGCACCACGGCGAUGG